AAGGUUCUUGUAUUCUUGUGCCAGCAAACACCCUCAUCUCUACACCAUAAAAGGAGGAGAGUUUCCUGGUUUUUGUCUUCCUCUAGUUGCACAAAUCCCAUCUUUUCUGUCUCAAUUACCUCUCCUUUAAUUUUUUUUUCCUUAGUUUUUUUCUGAACAAAAUUCAUCUUGCUGCAGCUAUAGCAGCUUCAACAAGCUGAGUGAAACAAAACAAACAAACACUUGUUUGUAAAAUUGAAUAAAGGGAAUAUUUUCAACAGAUUCUUCCCUUUUCUUUGGCUACCUUCAAUGUCAAACAUCACAAGUUGUGAUAGUGGGAGCUUCUCUACAGAGAAUACCAGAGAAGAUGCAGCAGUUAAACAACAGCAAUCUGAGAUGCUUGGUCAGUUCCACAGUCCACAUUCUCACACUUCAACUACAACAACAAAUAAUAGCAAUGGUUCCAACACAAAUUCACAACCACCUGCACCUGUUAAGAAGAAAAGGAGCCUACCAGGAAAUCCAGAUCCAAGUGCUGAAGUUAUUGCUCUAUCACCGACCACACUAAUGGCCACAAACAGGUUCAUAUGUGAAAUCUGCAACAAAGGGUUUCAAAGAGACCAGAACCUUCAGUUGCACCGGCGAGGCCACAACUUGCCGUGGAAGCUGAAGCAGAGAACAAGCACGGAAAUUCGAAAGAGGGUUUACGUGUGUCCAGAACCUUCGUGCGUCCACCACAACCCAGCAAGAGCACUCGGAGAUCUCACUGGCAUCAAAAAGCACUUCUGCAGAAAGCACGGCGAGAAGAAGUGGAAAUGUGAUAAGUGCUCAAAGAAAUACGCUGUUCAAUCUGACUGGAAAGCCCACUCAAAAAUAUGUGGUACAAGGGAAUACAAGUGUGACUGUGGUACCAUCUUUUCCAGAAGAGACAGCUUCAUUACGCACAGAGCUUUCUGUGACGCACUAGCUGAGGAGAACAACAAAGCCAACGAAGGACAAUUGCCAAAGAUAGGUCCAAACUUGCAAUGUCAACAAAUCCCAAACCUCGUUUCAUCAUUACCAAUCAACACCAACAGCAUUGUUCCCAACCCUGCACAAAUGGGUGGCACCACCUCGGAGUUCAACCAUGCUGAUCACAAGCACCCACUAUCACUCCCACACGAGCUCAUGCCAAUGCCUGCACAAAAACCCUUCAACAACAACAUGGCUGCAGGAACAGUGUUCACGAGAAGCCUGUCAUCAACCUCUUCUCCCUCUCUUCAACUAAGCUCAAACAUGUUCGAUGAAAACGGGCUCCACCUUGCUGCAGGGUCGCCACACAUGUCAGCCACUGCGUUGUUGCAAAAAGCUGCGCAAAUGGGAGCAACACUGACCGAAAAAAGUACUUUUGCAACAAACAUGGCACCACCAUCGUUUGGUGUGCUGCAACAGCAUCAUCAUCAUCAACAACCAAAUGGGCAACCCUUCACGAACCAGUACAUGCACAGUGGCCACCACCACCAACAACAAGAGGUUAACAUUUCUACUCAGUAUAGUUUCGGUAGUGCAAAUGGGAUGGGUGGAGGGAGCGUUGGGAUGAACGGUGUGGACAUGUUCAACGCUAUUUUGGACCAAAGCAAGGCUUUGUCGAAGAUCAUAGAGCAAAACAACAAUAGAAGCAGUAGUGGAGGAACAACAAAUGGAGGUUCGAGUAGUGCUAUUAAUAACGUUGCUGGAAGUAAAGGAAGUGGGGAUGUUAUGACUCUUGACUUUUUGGGAAUAGGAGGUGGAGGAAGUGGUAGUGGUGGGGGUGCACAUGGAAAUUUCUAUGGUGGUGCUCAACAAGGGGAAACUGGUGCACCGGAUGAGGUUUGGAGAAACUGGUCUAGUAAGAACGCAGGCUUUGAAUCAUUUUCAACAACGAGCAGCAUUUGAAAAAGAUCACCCGACAAGGAAUAAAAGUCAACUUUUUUAGAGGGUGGAAUUUUCAGCUGAUUUGGUCGUUAUGUGCUUCUUUUUCUUUAACUAAUUAAUCCUCCCUUUCGGCCACAUAUAUAGAAUAGAAAUCGUGCGACAAACGACUGAACGUGUCUUUCUAAAGAGGAAGACGCAUUGAGUCGUCGACAGUGUGGUCGAGUUUCGCAGCACCAGCCAGUGCAACAGUGUAGACCCAUAUCCUUAGAGGAUCUCAUAAAUUUGUGUUCAAAUGUUAAAAUUAAGGAUAAUGUCAAUUUCUGAAACACUUUUUUAUAGUUCAUUUUUUUAAUCUCUCUUUUAAUUUA
This is a messenger RNA of Glycine soja, 2240 nucleotides long. RefSeq names its product zinc finger protein GAI-ASSOCIATED FACTOR 1-like. Gene Ontology annotation, molecular function: DNA-binding transcription factor activity. The transcript is spliced from 3 exons. The record is from RefSeq and is a predicted model, not a curated record. Gene Ontology annotation, cellular component: nucleus. Bases 289 to 1893 code for a protein of 534 amino acids. NCBI's taxonomy places the organism in Eukaryota, Viridiplantae, Streptophyta, Magnoliopsida, Fabales, Fabaceae.